AUGGCGUCUACAACAACUUUACCGCCUAUUACCUCGCUACCCACCGCCGAUGAUGAAAUCAUAAAAUCCGCUCUCGACGCUCUCUUUGAACCAUCCGCAGAUCUCCACGACUUAGCGAUACCAUCGAUCCACGACAGUCCUCCAUUUUCGUCGUACGAGUCUCUCGUUAAGCAUGUUGGAGCCAUUCUGUCGCAGCUCGCGCAAUCCUCGAGUUCAGAUGCGCGGGAGAAGCUCCAUGGGGUCUUAGGUUCGCACCCGCGCUUAGGCGAGAAGAAAGUCGAGAGCGCCCAGAGUCGUGCUGAACAGGCGCAUCUCAACACGGGCAAUUCCAAGGAUAAGGAAGAAGAGGCUACGAAGCUUAAGGCCCUGAACGAUGAAUACGAAUCCAAGUUUCCCGGGUUGCGGUACGUUGUGUUUGUGAACGGUCGGAGCCGAGCGGUUGUCAUGCAGAAUAUGCGGGAACGUAUCGAUCGUGGUGAUAUCCGGGCUGAAGAACUAGAAGCUAUCCAGGCGAUGGUCGACAUUGCUCUAGAUCGAGCGAACAAGCUGCAGGGCGCUAUCUAA
Annulohypoxylon truncatum is the source of this 564-nucleotide messenger RNA. Its product is annotated as Oxo-4-hydroxy-4-carboxy-5-ureidoimidazoline decarboxylase. NCBI's taxonomy places the organism in Eukaryota, Fungi, Ascomycota, Sordariomycetes, Xylariales, Hypoxylaceae. Bases 1 to 564 code for a protein of 187 amino acids. The record is from RefSeq and is a predicted model, not a curated record. The transcript is spliced from 2 exons.